Diachasmimorpha longicaudata is the source of this 2616-nucleotide messenger RNA. Its product is annotated as probable cytochrome P450 49a1. The transcript is spliced from 10 exons. Lineage: Eukaryota; Metazoa; Arthropoda; Insecta; Hymenoptera; Braconidae. Gene Ontology annotation, molecular function: monooxygenase activity; iron ion binding; heme binding. The record is from RefSeq and is a predicted model, not a curated record. The coding region runs from base 924 to 2465 and encodes 513 amino acids.
AUUUAUUGACGGAAAUAAUUUUUUUAGGGACAUUUCAGUAAGAUCGAUGGAAAACAAAUAGAAAGUUGAAUAAAAAUCGAAGAGUAUUUUCUAACGCCCUCACUGGGGUUCCCCAUUAAUGUUUUUGUGCCUAUGGUGAGGCAAUCCUGGUUGAAAAAGACGACCCAAUAGUUUUUUAAUAUCAUCUACAAUCUGGGUGAAAUAAAAUUUUCAUACUUCCCUUUCCAGUGAAAUCUCCCACCUGUUUAACUCUUCAGGUCUAUCUUCCUCGACAUACGUGUAGAGUCAAUCGUGACACUACGUUUUCAGAAGCUCUUAGAAACUCUCAAAUUGAACUCAGACCUACAAAUGUGUGUGUGGAAAAAUUAAUUGAAAAGUCUAGUGUUUUCUUUAGGGACUUGAGGAAAAGUGUCAAUCAGACCUCCUCCAACGAGUGCAUAAUUUUUUUCAUUUCGCAACAGCAAUUUUUAGUUUGAGAAGAUGAUAAUCGGUGAAUCGUCUUCGGAGAGCUCACCAGCCUGACAAAGUGUCUGGGAUUGUGACACAUCCGGUCGUGGAUAAAUCAUGAGUAAAAUUACCAGGGGUGGAUUUUCCUCAGCUAUUUCGACAUGAAAUUGUCUGUGAAAGAGGUGGACGAGUGACUGCUCACGGUAUCCCAGGAAAGUCCAGUGCAAAAUUGCAGUUGAACAAUUGCCUUCGUGUUAGCGAAUUGUCAGGGGAGUUAGUCUCCUCAGGUUUUCACUAUCGAAACGCUGAGCUGUGAAAUACUCUGAUCUAAUUUCGGUUUCCCUUUGAUGAAAAGUCACUAAAAAUAACAGUGAUGAGCACUAAAGAAGUGAUUGGCUGAUCGUGAUCAGGUGGUUCUGCAAUUCACCCAAAAUUCUGAUUUCAAUUUUAUGAUUUUACUGAAUUAAAAAAUCACGAUGAAUCCAUCGCUGAUAAGAAUCCUGAUCUGUGCGAAAAAUCUGUGCAAAAAAAAUUAUUCCACUUUUGUCCGAGAGUUCGACGACCAAGUGCUGUCCCAUGUCCGGCCGUAUUCGGAAAUCCCGGGUCCGAAGCCGGUCCCAGUGUUCGGGAACACCUGGAGAUUUAUUCCAUACAUUGGUGACUUCAACAUUCAGGAAAUCGCCAAAGUAUCGACCCGCCUGUUCACCGAUUACGGUGAUAUUGUAAAAGUCGGGGCCUUAAUGGGCCGCCCAGAUAUGGUGUUCCUGUACGAUGCCAACGAAAUAGAGCGAAUUUUUAAACAGGAAGAAAAAAUGCCCUAUCGUCCCUCGAUGCCCUCCCUCAAUUACUACAAACACGUCCUAAGGAGAGAUUUUUUUACCGAAGAUUACUCAGGAGUUAUCGCUUCACACGGUGAAAGUUGGUACAAAUUUCGCAGCAAAGUACAGCAAGUGAUGCUUCAGCCUCGAAUAGCAAAUAUGUACGUUGGCGCCAUUGAGGAAGCCAGCAUUGCCUUCAUCAAAAGAAUCAUGAACAUUAAGGAUCGCCAGGACGAAGUCCCCGAGGACUUUAUCAACGAAAUCAACAAAUGGGCCCUUGAAUCCAUUGGACAAGUUGCACUGGACCUGCGGCUCGGGUGCAUGGACGAGAACGCUAAUUUUGAGACUCAGCAACUCAUUAAUGCUAUUCACACUGUCUUUACCAAUGUGGGAAUUCUGGAGCUGAAAAUUCCGUUUUGGAAAGUUUUUAAGACACCCACGUGGAAUUCUUGGGUCGAGGCCUUGGACGUUAUAUUCAACUUUUCGACGAAGUACACGAAACUAGCUCUCGAUAAAUCCAGAAAUCACGAGAAAGGGCCUGAAGAUCUAUCGCUUUUGGAACGAGUCCUAAAAAUUGACGGUGACAAUGGACAUAAACUAGCAGCGGCCCUCGCACUGGAUCUUUUUCUAGUUGGCGUUGACACUACCGCCACAGCUGUGGGAUCGGUGCUGUACCAGUUGGCUCGACAUCCGGAGCAACAGGCGAUUCUGCAUGACGAGUUGGUGCGCAUUCUCCCAGAAGGAGACAUGCAAAUCAAUCGCAAACACUUGGAGGAUUUGAAGUAUGUGAAGGCAUGCAUAAGAGAAACAUUAAGGAUGUACCCCGUGGUAAUUGGCAACGGUCGCUGCAUGACGAAAGACACGAUAAUAAAAGGCUACCACAUUCCUAAAGGCGUCCAAGUUGUCUUCCAACACUACGUAAUCAGCAAUCAGGAAAAAUAUUUUCCCCGCAGCAAUGAAUUUCUCCCUGAACGAUGGCUCCGCGAAAGUGAAUCCCGACAUGCGUUUGCUUCGCUGCCAUUUGGAUAUGGAAGACGUAUGUGCCUGGGGAGACGUUUUGCUGAUCUUGAGUUGGUCAUGGUCAUAAGCAAGCUUUUACAGAGAUUUAAACUGGAAUAUCGUCAUGAUCAAUUGGACUAUCAUAUUAAUCCACUCUACACACCAAAGGGCCCGUUGAAAAUCAAAUUCAUAGAGAGAUGAAGAAGUUUAAAUACAGAAAAAUAAAAUAGUUUUUAAUAUGUGAUUUAUAAAAAGAGUUUUUGUAGUUGUGUAACAAUUUUAUAAUAAACAAACGUCUCAUUUUUUGUACAUUAAAAUUCGGAUAAUGCAAUUAGCAGGAAAAUAUAUUAAU